This is a messenger RNA of Malaya genurostris, 1578 nucleotides long. RefSeq names its product mitochondrial ribonuclease P catalytic subunit (gene mldr). The record is from RefSeq and is a predicted model, not a curated record. The transcript has 2 exons. Gene Ontology annotation, molecular function: protein binding; ribonuclease P activity. Gene Ontology annotation, cellular component: mitochondrion; mitochondrial ribonuclease P complex. The coding region runs from base 1 to 1563 and encodes 520 amino acids. Lineage: Eukaryota; Metazoa; Arthropoda; Insecta; Diptera; Culicidae. Gene Ontology annotation, biological process: mitochondrial tRNA 5'-end processing; tRNA 5'-leader removal.
AUGAUAUCCCGAAUUGUUUUUCGACAACCGUGCUUCAAAAUUCUACACGUAGCCACACGUUACUAUGCAGGCAUUCAUCAACGACAUCCUGUGAUUCGAUUGUCAACACAGCGAUUGAACGAUUUGAAGCAAAAGCUUGCCGGCGGUCCCAUUCCGACAGCAUCCGAAUGGAGUGAAAUUCGAAAGAGCAUUUUAGACGAACGGUAUUUCACCGCUACCAACGUGGACAGUACGGUAUUGGGACUUUGUGGUAGCCUAGACAGUGGAAAGUCAUAUUUGGAAUAUCUACGAACUAAAGGGGUUAAUAUGAAUUUUGCCAUGAUCAAUCGCCUGCUGAGGUUGUAUCGAAUACAGGGAUGCGACACCGGGCAGUUAAGUGAACAGGAUCAACAGGACAUUUUUAAACUUUACUCUGAUAUUAGGAAGGAUACUACAGUGCUGGACGCAACAACGUGUGAACACCUAAUUGGAGCCUUAACGCUCACAGAUCACUGGCGGCUAUCGUUUGAAUUAUUAGAUAUGAUUAAAUUAACUGGAAUACCGGACAGUUCAACUUACAGCUUCUUGAUUAGAAAGUGCUUUCUAAGCGGUGAUUCGGAGACGGGAUGGAAACUGCUAAAAGAGCAAUCGGAUAACAAACGGCUCCCCAAUGAUGACGUAUUUCUGGCAUGGUUAGACUACAGCAUUAGUAAUAAUCGAUCUAUUGCAAGCGACGUAGUCAAAAUGCUUUCAUUUACCAAAGACGCAUCAAUCUUUCUGUCGAAACGUGUUGGAACUGCACUCAAACAAUUGGAUUCGAAAACCGGCAUUACCGCCAGCGAUGCGAGAGUUACAGAUCAAGGCAAAUGCUCACAUUGCAAGUCUACCAUGGCUAGCAUUGUUGUUCAGGAACAAUCAUUCCGUGCUUUAAAGGAUGCCUUCCUACAGGCCGUUGUAAUUAAGAAAGAAAUAUUCAAUAAUACCACCCCGGAAGAACUGCGUCGUUUUCAAACAUUUCUUAACAAUACUAAACCAUACGACAUAGUAAUCGACGGUUUGAACGUGGCGUUUUCUUCGGGCAAUCAAAAAUCCCCGACCGGAUAUGCAAUACAGAUCGCUGCAGUGGUGAAGCAUUACGUGCAGCAAAAGAAACGAGUGUUGGUAAUUGGACGGCAGCACAUGGAUCGGUGGCGAUCUCGAGAGAUGAAAUACAUCCGUCAGAAGAGCUUUCUGUUUCUAACGGAAGAUCUAUCGCAGGACGAUCCGUUUCUGCUAUAUGCAGCUCUCGAAAGCGGUCCUCAUACGGAUUUCUUUUCUAGGGAUCUAAUGCGGAAACAUUCCUUUCUGUUGGGUGACGAGCUCUGCACUGUAUUCAAGCAAUGGCAGCAGCAGCAUCAAUAUUCGUUGCUCACUAUCAAACCGGACGGAAAAGUGCUAAUCAGAACACCUUUCCAAUACGAGCUGUUCGCUCAUCAGUUACCAGGUGAUUCGAAGUGUUGGCACGUGCCACUAGUGGAAGACUGUCUAAAACUUCACAAACUUGAGAAACAAACGAACUGGUUGUGUCUAAAGAUAGAUAAAUAGAUACGCUAUUCAGUA